AAGAAUAGUAUAGUGACUCGCUUUCCCUAGUACAAAACCCUACAAACCACGAACUGAGAUUCGAAGACGCUCUUCUUGUUCUUCAGUUCAUCAUUGGAAUCGAACCAAAGCCCUUUGCCCCUUAAAAUGCCUCCCAAAUCUGCCAAAUCCAAGGAAGCCCCAGCUGAGCGACCCAUCCUCGGUCGAUUCUCUUCUCACCUCAAAAUUGGCAUUGUUGGCUUGCCAAAUGUUGGGAAAUCUACUCUUUUUAAUACUCUCACCAAGUUGGCAAUACCUGCUGAGAACUUCCCCUUUUGUACCAUUGAGCCUAAUGAGGCGCGGGUCAAUAUACCCGACGAACGGUUUGAGUGGCUUUGCCAAUUAUACAAGCCAAAAAGUGAGGUCUCAGCUUUCUUAGAAAUCCAUGACAUAGCUGGAUUGGUCCGAGGUGCUCAUCAGGGGCAAGGAUUGGGGAAUAGUUUUUUAUCUCACAUUCGUGCUGUUGAUGGAAUUUUCCAUGUUUUACGUGCAUUUGAGGAUCCGGACAUUAUUCAUGUAGAUGAUACUGUUGACCCAGUUAGGGAUUUGGAGAUCAUUACUGAAGAAUUGAGGCUGAAGGAUGUUGAAUUCAUGGAAAGAAAGAUAGAAGAUGUUGAGAAAAGCAUGAAGAGGAGCAAUGACAAACAGUUAAAAAUUGAACUUGAAUGUUGUCAAAGGGUGAAGGCAUUGCUUCAGGAAGGAAAAGAUAUACGUCUAGGUGAAUGGAAGGCUGCUGAUAUUGAGAUUUUGAAUUCCUUUCAGUUACUUACUGCCAAGCCUGUUGUAUACUUGGUUAAUAUGACUGAAAAGGAUUACCAAAGAAAAAAGAACAAGUUUCUGCCCAAAAUUCAUGCUUGGGUCCAGGAGCAUGGUGGUGAGCAAAUAAUUCCUUUCAGCUGUGCUUUCGAGAGGAAUUUUUCAGAUCUGCCACCAGAUGAAGCAGCUAAGUAUUGUGAGGAGAACAAAAUUCAAAGUGCUCUUCCCAAAAUAAUAAAGACUGGGUUUUCCGCUAUUAAUCUCAUUUAUUUUUUCACAGCUGGACCUGAUGAGGUUAAGUGUUGGCAAAUUAGACGCCAAACAAAAGCUCCUCAAGCUGCAGGGACUAUCCAUACUGAUUUUGAAAGGGGAUUUAUUUGUGCUGAGGUGAUGAAGUUUGAGGAUCUUAAGGAACUCGGUAGUGAGUCAGCUGUGAAGGCUGCUGGAAAGUAUAAACAGGAGGGUAAAACGUAUGUGGUCCAAGAUGGGGACAUCAUAUUCUUCAAGUUUAACGUUUCUGGUGGAGGGAAGAAGUAAAACCACAGAUUCCUUUCCAUGGAGUUUGUGUUUUAUGAUAGAUGUCAUCCAUGUUGCACAUUUUUUACAAGUUUUCUUAUAAUGUAAUUUUGAACCCACUUCCAAAUUAUUUACUUAUUUAUAUUUAGGCUUAAUAUUUCUAGUGGAUUUUGACUUCUCACCC
Messenger RNA from Vigna angularis (adzuki bean), 1474 nucleotides. RefSeq names its product obg-like ATPase 1. The coding region runs from base 127 to 1311 and encodes 394 amino acids. Gene Ontology annotation, cellular component: cytoplasm. The record is from RefSeq and is a predicted model, not a curated record. The transcript has 12 exons. Lineage: Eukaryota; Viridiplantae; Streptophyta; Magnoliopsida; Fabales; Fabaceae. Gene Ontology annotation, molecular function: GTP binding; ATP binding; ATP hydrolysis activity.